ACCUAACAGUAUGAAUUCGUUUCGUUAAAAAACGUGCGAUUUCGUUAAAUUAUAACGCCAAACUAAUUUAUUUAAUUAGAUACGAGAAAAAUGUACGGCGCGGGUGCAAGUUUGGGAGUUGUUAAGAGAAGGAAAUCAGAAAGUAAGAAAAAAGAUAAGCAACAAACUACAGCUUUAUUUAGUUCAAAUUACGAAAGAAUCUACAAGGAAUCGAUAGAAAAUCCAGAGUCGUUUUGGGCCAAAGUUGGAGGAUUGCUGUCGUGGUCCAAACCUUGGAAGAAGGUUCUGGAUAAUAGCAACGAACCUUUCACAAAAUGGUAUGUUGGCGGUGAAAUCAACGCUUGCUACAAUGCUGUGGACCGACACGUCGAAGCUGGAAAUGGUUCGAAAGUAGCGCUUAUUUAUGACAGCCCCUUAACAGGGGUUGUCAAAAAUAUCACUUAUUCUGAACUCUUAGAAAAGGUAUCUAAACUAGCAGGACUACUCGCAAGGUAUGGUGUAGAAAGAGGAGACAAAGUUUUAAUUUAUAUGCCGCUUAUUCCUCAAACUGUCAUCGCUAUGUUGGCUGUAGCUAGAAUAGGCGCUGUUCACUCAGUAGUUUUUGGAGGUUUCGCCGCUGCCGAACUUUGCACCAGGAUAGAUCAUGCCGAACCGAAAAUUAUUAUAGCUGCGAGCUGCGGGAUCGAGCCCAAUAAAUUUGUAAGUUAUAUGGGAGAACUGAACCAAGCUAUCGAUAUGUCACUUCACAAGCCCCAAAAAUGCAUCAUUUAUCAAAGAAAAGCAGUCUACAGUGCAGAUCUAGAUCCAGAAAGAGAUAUCGAUUGGGAAGAAGCAAUUAAAAAUGUGGAGAGUGUUCCUUGUGUUCCAGUGGAAAGUAAUGAUCCCCUGUAUAUCUUAUACACUUCAGGAACAACAGGUGAACCAAAAGGUGUACAAAGACCCACGGGUGGCCACAUAGCUACACUAAUUUUUACCAUGAAGACGCUAUACGGUUUAGGUCCAAACGAUGUAUGGUGGGCCACCAGUGACUUCGGAUGGGUGGUCGGCCAUUCUUACAUGUGUUACGGACCACUGCUUUACGGAAUUACGAGCCUUAUUUACGAAGGAAAACCUACGAAUACGCCUGAUCCCAGCUCCUAUUUUAGAAUAAUCAACGCCUAUAAAGUUAACGGAGUAUUCACUGUGCCAACUGUAUUAAGAAUACUAAAAGAAGUCGACCCUGAAGCAAAAUACGGUGCCGAAUACGACAUAUCCUCCUUGAAACAUAUGUGGAUCGCUGGAGAACACAUGGACAUGUCUUCAACUAUGUGGGCGGAGAAAAUCUUCAACGUCCCCGUGUUGAAUCACUGGUGGCAAACUGAAACUGGAUCGGCUAUAUCAGCAAUAUGCGCUGGAUUGACCAACCCCUGUACUAACGUAGGAUUAAGUGCUGGAUUGCCUUUUCCAGGAUACAAUGUUCAGGUCUUAUUGAAAGAUGGAAGUUUAGCAGAUGUUAAGGAACUAGGACGGAUCGUUGUGAAGCUACCUUUACCUCCAGGAGCCAUGUCCACACUCUACAAGGCAGACGAAAAGUUCGUCAAAACAUAUUUCACCAAGUACUCGGGUUUUUAUGAUACUAUGGAUGCCGGAUAUAUAGACGAAAAUGGAUUAGUUUAUAUAACAGCAAGGGCAGACGAUAUCAUCAACGUAGCCGGUCACAGAUUAUCAACCUUGGCCAUAGAAGAUAUAGUACUAUCUCAUCCAGACAUUAGUAACGCAUGCGUGGUAUCAGUUCCAGACAGAAUUAAGAGCGAAGUACCAUUGUGUUUAUUCAUCAUGAGAGAAGAUGCAGCGUUAAAUGAAUAUAUGAUAGCUCAAGAGUUAGUAGCAAUGGUCAGGGAAAACAUGGGUGCGGUGGCAUCGUUCAGGUUGGCUGCAGCAGUCAGAGGUCUUCCAACGACAAGAUCUGGAAAAAUAUGCCGAAAAUCGAUAUCCGACUUGGCUAGAAACAAGUUAAAGAAGAUUCCUGGAACUGUGCUUGAUCCCACGGUUUAUAAAGAAAUCGAGGAAGCUUUAAGAAAACUGGGAUUUUGCUCAGCGUGAUUCCCUGGUCUUCCUUAAUUAUAAUUUAAAACAUAUUUAAAUUCCUACUUUUAAAUAUUUCCAGUGCUCAGAUUAACAUACAAAAAUACCAUAUGCAAAACAUUAUCAAUUGUAAAAUAUGUGAUAUUUCUGAAAUAAAAUAUACUUAGAGAGUAAAUCAAAAAAG
Molecule: messenger RNA, 2248 nt
Organism: Sitophilus oryzae (rice weevil)
Lineage: Eukaryota; Metazoa; Arthropoda; Insecta; Coleoptera; Curculionidae
Product: acyl-CoA synthetase short-chain family member 3, mitochondrial
Exons: 12
Coding region: 91-2082 (663 amino acids)
Source: RefSeq, a predicted model, not a curated record